AUGGGGCGCGGAAAAAUAGAAAUUAAGAAAAUAGAGAAUCCUACUAGCAGGCAGGUCACGUUUUCUAAGCGACGUGGGGGCCUGAUGAAGAAGGCCCAUGAGCUUUCAGUGCUGUGCGAUGCAGAAAUAGCAGUUAUAAUCUUCUCCAGCACGGGAAAGCUCUUUGAAUUCUCAAGCAAUGGAGGAAUGAAGGAGAUUCUUGAAAGAUACAGCAAGAAUCCAGAUGGGAUCCAGGCAGGGAGAAUGGGAGACAACAACGACUACAUGAGUCGGGAAGUGAUGAAGUUGCGACAGCAGUUGGAGCACUCUCAGCAUACUCAGAGGCACAUGUUGGGUGAAGACCUAACAGUUUUGAGUGUACCUGAUUUGCUCCAGCUCGAGCAGCAACUUGAUGUAGGUGUGAGUCGGGUUCGCCAAAGGAAGAGCCAACUCUUGCUUGAGGAAAUAGAGGAACUGCGGCGUAAGGAACAUAAACUUCAUGAAGAAAACGAGGAGCUCCGCAGAAAGCUUGUAGACGCAAAGGGAAUAGCAGACGCAGCAGCAAGAGGCGUGCCAGGCCUAGGUUCCAACCUGCAAAGUCCCAAUGCCAGGUCCGAAUCGGCUGCAACACAAUCAGUGCCUCAAGUUUAUCCACUCCAGCCUAAUCUACGAGAUCCUCAGCCCACAUCACAACCAUCUCUACAACUAGGGUUGUUCGCUCAAAGUUCGAGCAGGUCGAGAGGGCCCGCUCAUCAGAAUUCAGGGCCUGAGAAUGAAGCAACCAGCCGCCCAUCUGAGUGGAUGUUGCAACAUUAG
Molecule: messenger RNA, 795 nt
Organism: Marchantia polymorpha subsp. ruderalis
Lineage: Eukaryota; Viridiplantae; Streptophyta; Marchantiopsida; Marchantiales; Marchantiaceae
Source: the annotation of a GenBank genome assembly